Molecule: messenger RNA, 585 nt
Organism: Cooperia oncophora
Lineage: Eukaryota; Metazoa; Nematoda; Chromadorea; Rhabditida; Trichostrongylidae
Source: the annotation of a GenBank genome assembly
AUGAUGCCAUUCUUCAUACUACUCACGAGUGUCCAAAACGUUUUUCUGAUGUCAAUAAUUUCUCUUGUUGGAAACGUGCUAGUGAUCAUUGCCUUAGCAAUCGUGCUUGUGCGUCUCGCCUUAACGAAACACAUACCACUAUCAGAUCUCGCAGGAGCGACCACUGUUGCAGAUGCUGCAAUGGCUGCCGGAAGUAUAACGUAUGCUUAUACAGCCCAAGCUGUGAUUCUCCCUCUCGAGAACCAGAUGCGCAAUCCUCAUCGGAUGCUUGGAAUUUUUGGUGUGAUUUCAACGGGAGUUGGUUUUAUCUGUGCGCUUUACACAGUUACGGCAAUCCUUGGCUACAUCACCUAUGGUUCCGAACUCAAGGGCAGCAUCACGCUCAACCUCUCUGAUGAUCCCCUCGAUUUCUCAGUCAAGGUGAUGCUACUCCUGAUGACUUACUGUGGCUAUUUGAUCCAGCACUAUCCUAUUUUCCAAACGAUCUGGCCACUGAUGCAACGCCGUCUCAGUACAAUGCCCAAGUGUAUCUCAUUGAUAGCAAACUACACAACUCGCUACGCUACCGUCAUACUUCAUACAUGA